GGUCCUACGUCCUCGACCGUCUCGGCACUUGCCCAAGCCCUCUCAUGAGCACCGUCAGCAAGAGCGCCAAAGAGGCGCGGCUCCGCGAGUUUGUCGAGAUCACCGGUGCAACAACGGCCGACGCGACGAGGUUCCUCAAGGCCGCGUCCUGGCGACUCGACAACGCGAUGGACGCCUUCUUCAGCGAUCCUCGGGCCGGCGCAGCCACCUCGGCGACCACGGCCGCGAGCAACGCCACGCUCGCUCGCAACCUCGACGCCGUCUGGGCGGUGUACCACGAUCCAGCUACGCCAGACGAGAUCGGCAUGGACGGCACGAUGCAGUACUGCCGCGACCUCGGCGUCGACCCGGAGGACGUCGUCUUCCUCGCGCUCGCCUGGUUCACCAAAGCGCCGACGAUGGGUCGGUUCUCGCGCCGCAGCUGGACCGAGGCGUGGCAAGCAGUCGGGUGCGACUCGAUCGAGCGCCAGAAGCAGUACGUCGCAAAGCUUCAGGAGCAGGUGCGGGACCCGACGACCUUCAAGCGCAUCUACAACUUUGCCUUCGACUACGCCAAGGCAGAAGGGCAAAAGAGCCUGCAGUUCGACAUCGCGCGCGAGUUGUGGAACCUCCUCAUCCCUCUCGAUCCCGACUCGACGUUCCCGGCUCGACACUUGGCCCAGUGGCUCGCGUUCCUCGAGGGCAAGGGCGGGCGAGCGGUCUCGCGCGACACCUGGAGCCUCUUUCUCGACUUUGCGCGGUCCGUCGACGAGUCUUUCUCGAACUACGACGAGGAAGGUGAGCCUUGCACGGCAUGGCCUUCUCUCAUCGACGACUUUGUACAGAGCGUGUGUAGAUCUUGAGAGAGAGAUGCAACGCGGUCUUUCUCAUUUCA
Rhodotorula graminis WP1 is the source of this 874-nucleotide messenger RNA. RefSeq lists its product as uncharacterized. NCBI's taxonomy places the organism in Eukaryota, Fungi, Basidiomycota, Microbotryomycetes, Sporidiobolales, Sporidiobolaceae. The coding region runs from base 45 to 842 and encodes 265 amino acids. The transcript is spliced from 8 exons. The record is from RefSeq and is a predicted model, not a curated record. Gene Ontology annotation, biological process: protein neddylation; positive regulation of ubiquitin-protein transferase activity. Gene Ontology annotation, molecular function: ubiquitin-like protein binding; cullin family protein binding; ubiquitin conjugating enzyme binding. Gene Ontology annotation, cellular component: ubiquitin ligase complex.